This is a messenger RNA of Xenopus laevis (African clawed frog), 909 nucleotides long. RefSeq names its product caudal type homeobox 1 S homeolog (gene cdx1.S). Gene Ontology annotation, cellular component: nucleus. NCBI's taxonomy places the organism in Eukaryota, Metazoa, Chordata, Amphibia, Anura, Pipidae. The record is from RefSeq and is marked provisional. Gene Ontology annotation, biological process: regulation of transcription by RNA polymerase II; regulation of DNA-templated transcription; anterior/posterior axis specification. Gene Ontology annotation, molecular function: DNA-binding transcription factor activity, RNA polymerase II-specific; DNA binding; RNA polymerase II transcription regulatory region sequence-specific DNA binding.
AAAGAAGGUGAAGGGAUCAGUCAACCAGGAAGAAGUAGCUCAGAGCUGAAGGAAAGUCUACAGACUCAGGAGAGUGUUUGCCCGGGCACAUUAUGUGCACAGGAUUUCUUGGCAAAGAUGUACGUGGGUUAUCUUUUGGAUAAGGACAACAACAUGUACCCCAAUCCUGUUAGGCACCCUGGCCUCAAUUUGAAUCCUCAGAACUAUGUACCUGCGCCCCCUCAGUAUUCUGAUUUCCCCAGCUAUCAUCAUGUCCCUGGGAUUAACAGUGAUCCACACCAUGGGCAGCCUGGUGGCACCUGGAGCUCUUAUACCCCCAGCAGAGAAGACUGGCACCCCUAUGGACCAGGACCUGGAGCUUCUUCAGCUAACCCAACACAGAUCGCUUUCAGUCCUUCUGACUAUAACCCCGUGCAGCCACCGGGAUCUGGACUUUUGCCGCCUUCUAUAAAUUCCUCUGUUCCCCCUCUGUCCCCCAGCGCACAAAGGCGCAAUCCCUACGAAUGGAUGAGGCGCACAGGGGUCCCCACCACCACCACCACCACCAACGGUAAGACAAGAACAAAAGAUAAGUAUCGUGUAGUUUACACAGACCACCAGCGCCUUGAAUUAGAAAAGGAAUUCCAUUACAGCCGCUAUAUAACAAUCCGCAGGAAGGCAGAACUAGCAGCUGCAUUGGGGUUAACGGAACGGCAGGUCAAAAUCUGGUUCCAAAAUCGUAGAGCAAAAGAAAGGAAGGUAAACAAGAAAAAAAUGCAGCAGCAAAGUCAACAGGCCUCAACAACCACUCCAACCCCACCAUCAGUUGGUACCACUGCCGGAAUGGGAGGCCUCUGUAGUAGCAGCAGCAGCAACAGCAACUUGGUAUCUCCAUCAUCAAUGCCUAUCAAGGAAGAAUAUCUUUCGUAA